Messenger RNA from Heterostelium album PN500, 1785 nucleotides. RefSeq names its product putative transmembrane protein. The record is from RefSeq and is a predicted model, not a curated record. Bases 1 to 1785 code for a protein of 594 amino acids. NCBI's taxonomy places the organism in Eukaryota, Evosea, Eumycetozoa, Acytosteliales, Acytosteliaceae. The transcript is spliced from 2 exons.
AUGAAUACUGAUAAUAAUAAUUUACAAAAGGAACCCAAAAUAGAUAUUGACAAUGGCGCAAUUUCAAAAGAUAAUGAAGCUCAUCACUCUAUGAAUAUCAUUUUAAGUGAAAGAAUGACUAGUGGAACACGAUCCAGAUCUAACUCACAUACAGAGGUUGAUACUCAUCCAAGACAUAGACCACGUUCAGGAAGCCAAGUAGAUUUAGAGUCUCCAACGGCACCAAUCACUCCAAGAAAUAAAAUGGUUGAAAUUACAGCAGCCGACCUUAGCAAUUCGAGUUCCAAGGAAUCCGAUGACAAUGAAGAAGAUGAUGACGACGAUAUGGACGACGAUGUAAAUCCUGAUGCUGACACUGUUAAAAAUGAAAAAGGAGCCGCAGAGAUGUUAGAACUUUCAACGGAUCCAGAUUCACUGAAAAAACAAGCCUCACAGAGUAAAAAGAUGAACCGUCGUCGUUUACAGUUAUCAUUACUUGGUCAUUCAUUGGAGCUAACACUAGAGUAUGGAAAAAUCAUGUUUAUUGUACUUAUAACUACUGUACUUGGUAUUGCAGUUAUAUAUGGUUUCUCCCAAGAGAAUUGGAUUAAAAAAGAUAAUGGUACCGUUGAAUAUUUCGAAAAAAAGAGUGUUACUAUGUUAACCUCUUUAUUUUUUAUCCUUGGUCUUGCACUGUUUACUGGUGUACAAUUCAUGUCUGUCUUUGGAUUUAAAAGAAUGUUUGAAACCAAGUUCCAUGUAUAUGUUAUUGGUGCCAUUGGUCUGUUCCUAAUGGUUCCAUGGGGGAUGUUUGCUGGUGAUGAAUCCUAUUGGUUCUGGCUUGGUGAUGUGCUCUUAUUGGUAGUUGGAUACUGUGGACUUUGCUUUGUCAUGGGAUUCCUCGGAAAGAAAUACCAAACUACAAGAGAACGUCUAAAUAAUGGAUUGGCAUUCCUUGGAACCGAAACAUUGGUAUCAGCAACCGCACUGCUCUAUGGUAUGUUUUUCAUCCAAAUCUAUGCCAACUUUUCAAACUAUGCCAAGAUUGCCUGGCGUCUCAUAGUCCAUCCAAUCUACUUUGAAAUAUUCAUGAUGAUUCCAGUCCGUUUGUUGGUCACAAAACAAAUGGAAAAGAAAGGUGUUUCAAUCAUGCAUUCGCUGGCUGUUGUCCAUGCACAAGCUCAUAUUUCAACAUUGGGUCGUAUGAUGAUUUCAACCAUCAAUGAAAUCGAAUUUACAAUCAUCUCUGUGUUCCUUUUGAAUAUUGGAAAGUUAGUAUUCCGUUCAUCCGUUCAGAUUCGUGAUAAAUAUGCAUCAAAAGUAUUUGAAAAGGUAAUGGGUGCCGAACACAAAGAAUCAAAAAAGUUUGUGCGUGCUGUUGGUUUGUAUACAGAGAUGAUCAUGGAGAACGCCUCCAUUCCAACGUCUGCCUUUACCAUGUGGGUAUUUUAUAACUUCCGUGGUCUUUUCUUCUUCCCUUUCCCAGACGGUGGUAGUUUCACACUUGGAGAAGCCGUUAUCAAUGCCGUCAUUCAGUUGGCGUUGGCCGUUCCAUUCGAUAUCCUCACACUGAUCAUUAACGAACGUUACUUUGGAUUGCCAUUGGAGAGAGCAUGGAAGAAGAUGAGAGAGAAGUGGUUACCAUUCUUUGGAUUCUUGAUUUAUGGUGUUAUCACAAUGGGAAUGAUUGGAGUAAUUUGGAUGGCUUGCAGAUUGCCAAGAUUCAUCACUUGUAAAUCAGAAGAUGUGUGUUCCUGUAUGUUUGUUUCAAAUUGUGAAAACUUCAUCAAAGAUAAUCUCAGUUAA